Erpetoichthys calabaricus (reedfish) is the source of this 1632-nucleotide messenger RNA. Its product is annotated as olfactory receptor 10A2-like. The coding region runs from base 457 to 1428 and encodes 323 amino acids. The transcript has 4 exons. Lineage: Eukaryota; Metazoa; Chordata; Cladistia; Polypteriformes; Polypteridae. Gene Ontology annotation, biological process: G protein-coupled receptor signaling pathway. Gene Ontology annotation, molecular function: olfactory receptor activity; G protein-coupled receptor activity. Gene Ontology annotation, cellular component: membrane. The record is from RefSeq and is a predicted model, not a curated record.
UAAAGAGAAGCAUUAAAAAGUUUAAAGCAGCCUUGUUUUCAAUAUAAGGCACAACAGCAGAUAAAUAUAUGAAUAGUAGAAGAACAAAGCUUUACUCGUAUGUGUGGCCUGUCAGGUAACAUCUGGGGUAAAGAAAAGUCAGAAGGAAGACAGCAGUGUCCGUUUUGGAAGAUAUGACAAACGCUAAACAUUAAGUUAAAGAAUCAUAAGAAUCUGAAGGGAGUGAGAGGAACAGUACUCCAGAGGCAGGUCACUCCUGUUGAGCACCAAGAGCAGGAGCGGCUGAGGGCUGCAAUGAUCAUCCUAUAGAUGCCAUUGAACCGUGGUUUGGUUUAACAGUACAACAGAGUCAGGCUUUCGACAUCUUAGCGGGUUCUGGCCAAUGUGGCUGGGACGAUGGCCUAGAAGGGUUGACUUCAUUCACUGGAUUCUCACCCCAGCUGAGGAUGGUUAAAGAUGCAAUCUACAGCGAUGCGCAAUGCAACCGUCUUUGUGUCAGAAUUUGUGCUGCACUGUGAAGUCACAUCGGAAAUUCGAAACUUUACUGUUGUCGCUCUGGCCAUCGUUUAUCUGGUGACCCUUGUUGGAAACACCUUGGUCUUACUAGUAAUAAUCCUAGACCACCAUCUCCAAACCCCUAUGUUUUUUUUGAUUGGUACCCUGGCUGUAUUAGACUUGCUACACAACACUAACUUGAUCCCUAAAAUGAUGGCUCUUCUCCUGUUCGACACUUCUCCAAUACCUUUUGGCGCCUGCUUGGUUCAGAUGUUCCUGGUCUUUCAUCUUCAAAUAGUGGAAUCCUUUCUCUUCACUGUUAUGGCAUAUGACCGUUAUAUCGCUGUUAUUCUCCCAUUGAGAUACCCUCAACUUGUAAAUGGCAGAACUGUGUGGGCAGGUGUCAUAUUAUGCAACGUUCUCUCCGGCAUGCCAAUGACGGCAUAUUUGAUAUUCGUCCAUGAACUUUCUUUUUGUCGCACUAAUGUCCUGCCUCAUUGUUUCUGUGACUUUGCAAAUAUGGUUAUGAUUUCCUGCACUGAAAAUUCUAAAUACUUAAGUUUUCUCUCAACAAGCACAACCACACUUGGUUUUGGAACUUUGGCAAUAACCCUCUUUUCUUAUGGCAGGAUUGGCCAUGCGGCACUUAAGAUUUCAUCAGCAGAAGGCAAGGGAAAGGUCUUCGAUGUGCUCGUCACACACCUGCUUGUGGUAUUACUCUUCUAUUUGCCGUUGCUGACUGCUUUCAUUUUACCCGGAGUAGGAAUAAUACUGUCAACCGAAGCCUUCAACACUUUGGUUAUAAUUGGUACUAUUGUGCCCCCAAUGAUCAAUCCUAUUAUCUACAGCUUUAGGAACAAGGAAAUGAAAAAUGCAAUAAAGAAACUAUUCACGGGGAUGAGAACAACUCCAGGAAUCGACGAACAAAAAUGACAUUGGAAAUGAAGUUUUUAGAGGAAAAGUUGCACCAAAUGUGAAUUAGAAAUUGAAUUCAUAAACAGGAACACAUUUGUAAAAAAUCAUGGUGAUGAUGAAUAUUACUGAACCUCAUCAACUUUUAUUACAUUAUAUGCAUUUUUUAGAAAUUCUCUGUUCCAUUAAUGCACAAUCUGUUAGUUAGAUUUCAAUAUUCAGUGU